GCAGAGAUUUGUGAAGAAUAAGCAGACACAGGGAGAGAGAGAGAGGGAGAGAGCCCCGGAGGUGCGGCACUUUCUUAGCAUUUGCAUCGUUCCUGUUGUUUUUUUUCCCGGCCAGACAGAGAACAGAGUAUCUGUUCAACAUUUUAAGAGACCCAAAUGCCCGGUCCCACCCAAGCCCUUUCCCCAAAUGGAGAGAAUAACAACGACAUCGUCCCGGACAACGGAACCAACAUCAUUCCUUACAGGAAAAAUACAGUGCGGGGAGAGCGCGCCUACAGCUGGGGGAUGGCGGUCAACGUAUAUUCUACCUCAAUAACCCAGGAGACUAUGAGCAGGCAUGACAUUACUGCCUGGGUUAACGAUAUUCUCUGCCUAAACUAUACGAAAGUGGAGCAGCUCUCCUCAGGAGCUGCCUAUUGCCAGUUCAUGGAUCUGCUCUUCCCUGGCUGCAUCAGUCUUAAGAAGGUCAAGUUUCAAGCUAAAUUGGAGCACGAGUACAUUCACAAUUUCAAACUGUUGCAGGCGUCCUUCAAAAGGAUGAAUGUGGACAAAAUUAUUCCUGUGGAGAAACUGGUCAAAGGCAGAUUUCAGGACAAUCUCGAUUUCAUCCAGUGGUUUAAGAAGUUCUUUGAUGCCAAUUAUGACGGUAAAGAGUACGACCCUGUCGCAGCCAGACAGGGUCAGGAUGCCAUUCCCCCACCUGACCCCGGUGAGCAGAUCUUCAACCUCCCAAAGAAGUCCCACCAUGCAGCCAGCUCCCCUACCGCAGGAGCAUCAAGGUCAAGUUCCACAACCCCCAAGUCCUCAACACCGACGUCCCGACCCUCAUCAGCCAAAAAGAUCCCUGUGACAACCACUCCUGCCAAAGGAGAGAAAGAGCUGGAGGCACAGGUCACACAUCUUACCGAGCAGGUGAACACAUUAAAGUUGGCACUGGAAGGGGUGGAGAAGGAGAGGGACUACUACUUCAGCAAGCUGCGGGAGGUGGAGCUGCUGUGCCAGGAACAGGGUGAAGAAAACGCUCCAUUUGUCGAUCGGCUAAUGGAGGUCCUGUACGCUUCAGACGACCAGGAAAGAGCGGAGCUGGCUGAGGGUGACGGACAGGAUGUGGACCAGCAAGCCCACGAGGAGGCACCAGAUGAUCAGCAGGAAGAACAGGAUGAAUACUGACUGCCAUCAUCCCUCACUGCAGUUACACCCCUCUUUUUAAUAUGUGAGAACUGUUCAAGGAUUCUUAAUUUUUCCUCAUGUUUUUUUUUUUCUUUUUGUUUCAUUUUCUCCAAGACUGAGCACAUGAAGCAACCUCCUGAAUAGAAGCACCAUCACAGUUUUUAUUUUUUGUAUCCCUCUGCUCACUGUUCGAUGUUUUUUGUGACUUUUGGUGAACUGCUGUGGCAGGUUUUGUGGUGACGACCUCCACCGGCAGACAAGCUCAGACCAUCACAGAAGUUUCCAAGGACUGUGUGGGUGGAAAAGUCAAUUCAAAUCCUACAGUAGAUGUGAUGAAAUGCUGAAGUUUAGACAGGUAACUGUUACCUGUUGGUGCAAGUGUUAACUCCCCAGCUUCUGUCCUCUUUUCAUUUUAUUUUGUUUUUUAUUUUGCAUAUCAACAAUAUUAAUCACAAGAAUGCAAUAAGCAAAGCCCUGAAAGGGCUCGUAGUAGCUCUUAUUUAACCUCCUUCCAUAUGUUGCACUGACAUUUGACUCUGUACUGGACAAUCUGUCCAUAGACCCUCACCAUAUUUAUUAUUGUAAAGCCUUAGGAAUAGUGCAAGAUUCUGAAUUGCAUCCUCGUGAAGGAGGACAAUACAGUCGAUGAAUUGUGAAUAAAAUGUAGUUUAAUGCCUCACAAAUUACAAGAUUUCAGAUAAUCCGUGUGCUCCACAGCGUGUUAUUCACACCACACAAGGUGGUUUGGUAUUAGAAUUUACUUGGUAUGCCAUAAAUAUAGGGAAGGAAGAAACAUUAUCGUGGACUAGUCUUAUUAUAAUUCUGCAUUUUUAAGUUUUCAACCUCAGCUGGAACUUGUGGUCUGUUCAGAUUUCAGCUGUUUGUUUCAGAGAUUUUUUUUUUUAAACCACAGGUCUUAGGGAGAAGAGUCAGUUCACUGAGUAAUUUGCCAUGCUAUAUUCCAGUAAGUACAUUGUAUACCCUUUCUUAAUAUUGCAUUUACUAAUAUUGAACUGGGCAGUGCACCAUAAUGCUUUAGUCAUAUAUUAUUGUGUAAAUGAAAAGGAAUGUAAACUUGUACUGUCAAUAAUUAAUGAAUGGUAAAUGUUUUUUUCAUGUCCCACUCAUUAUGCAUUCCCCAAAAAACAACGUGUUGCAUGUUUGCAUUUUAUUUGUGAAUAACUUGACCUGCUUUUUACAUAUUUAAUAAAAAACAAGUAUGUUAAGUGAGCUUUUGUAUGUUUAACCUGCUAUUUGAAAGAUGUUGAGAUUCGGAUGGAUUUGCUGUAAUAAAAUUACAUUUUGAGUCCGUG
This is a messenger RNA of Lates calcarifer (barramundi perch), 2483 nucleotides long. RefSeq names its product microtubule-associated protein, RP/EB family, member 2 (gene mapre2). Lineage: Eukaryota; Metazoa; Chordata; Actinopteri; Centropomidae. The record is from RefSeq and is a predicted model, not a curated record. The coding region runs from base 157 to 1170 and encodes 337 amino acids. Gene Ontology annotation, molecular function: microtubule plus-end binding. Gene Ontology annotation, biological process: regulation of microtubule polymerization or depolymerization; protein localization to microtubule plus-end; spindle assembly. The transcript is spliced from 7 exons. Gene Ontology annotation, cellular component: spindle midzone; cytoplasmic microtubule; microtubule organizing center.